GAACAGUUAUUUCCCGGCCGCGGCGUCGUUUUCGCUGACAGAAGUAAAUAUUGAUAUUUUUUCUGAAUGGAAGCUUGAACAUAUUUUUAAAUUUUUCUGUAAAAAUGUGCAUUAGUUUCAUGUGAUUCAUAUCAACAAUGAAGAAGGAAAAGACGGCGGACAAUGUGCGGCCAUACAAAUUAGUGCAUCAAAUCCUCAGUUUGACCGGUAUCAGCUUCGAGAGGAAAAGCAUCAUCGGAUUCGUGGAGCUGACGAUUGUCCCAGUCAAGGAAACACUUAAAAUCAUCCGUUUGAACUGCCGACAAUGUCGAAUCUAUCGGGUCAUCUUAAACGACAGCUACGAAGCCACAUUCCACUAUUUCGAUCCAUUCUUGGACAUUUGCCAGGGUGAAAGCAAGAACAAGUCGCUGGAGGUUUUUUCGAAAUGCCACCUGGAGGCGGCCAAGAAAACGGACGCUGACCACAAUGCGGGAGAGCUGGUGAUCGUUGUUCCCGAUCAGGCUACCCAUCUGAUUGGUGAAGGGCGAGGACUGAGAAUUGGAAUUGAGUUCUCGCUUGAAGAUCCGGCAGGCGGAGUCCAUUUCGUUAUUCCGGAGGGCGAGGGAACCAUGGAAGAACGAUCUGCUCAUAUGUUCACCUAUGGACAUGAGAAUUCUUCGAGGCUUUGGUUUCCUUGCGUGGAUAGCUAUGCGGAACCAUGCACCUGGAAGCUGGAGUUCACCGUAGAUAAAAACAUGACGGCGGUUUCGUGCGGAGAGCUAGUUGAGGUGGUCAUGACACCGGAUUUAAGAAGGAAAACCUAUCACUACACUGUAUCGGUUCCGGUGUCUGCUCCAAACAUUGCUCUGGCCGUGGGGCCAUUUGAAAUUUACGUGGAUCCACACAUGCAUGAGGUGACACACUUUUGUCUGCCACAGAUGAUGCCACUUCUGAAGAAUACUGUCCGAUACAUGCAUGAAGCGUUCGAGUUCUACGAGGAAGCGUUAACGCAGCGUUAUCCAUUCAGUUGCUACAAACAGGUGUUUGUGGACGAGAUCGAUAACGAUGGAAAUGCUUACGCCACUAUGACGAUAUUGUCCACUCAUCUGUUGCAUUCGAUUGCAAUCAUCGAUCAGACUUUUGUGUCCCGGAAGGUGAUGUCUAAAGCGAUCGCCGAGCAGUUUUUCGGAUGCUUUAUUACGAUGCAAAACUGGUCCGAUGCGUGGCUGGCUCGUGGAAUAGCUGAGUACAUGUGUGGAUUGUACUCGAAGAAAUGCUUUGGAAACAACGCGUACCGGGCCUGGAUACGCGACGAACUGGCAGAAGUGGUUAAAUACGAGGAAAAGUUUGGUGGAAUCAUUCUGGACUGUAGCCAACCACCAGCACCGCCUGCCGUAUCGAGUAUCAACCAAUCCCCGGCAGCGCCGGCCAAAGCCUACAAUGACAAUCCGUUCUAUUUCCCGAUCAAAAAUCUUCAUACAAUCUCACCAAAAUAUAUCGAAAUUAUGAGGAAAAAGGCUCACCUGGUUAUAAGAAUGUUGGAGCAUAGAAUAGGCCAAGAGUUGCUGUUGCAAGUUUUCAACAAGCAACUGGCUUUAGCUUCAAAUGCGGCUUCAACGAAAAUCAGCAGCGGUUUAUGGCACCAAUUGCAUAUCUCGACAAACAUCUUCACGAAGGCAAUUUUUACCGUAACUGGUAAAGACAUGGCAGUUUUCAUUGACCAGUGGGUGAGAACUGGUGGACAUGCCAAGUUUACCAUGACUUCAGUUUUCAAUCGCAAGCGAAACACGAUCGAGCUGGAGGUUCGUCAAGACGCUGUAAAUCAGAAGGGAGUUAAAAAAUAUGUGGGCCCUAUUUUGAUUCAGCUUCAGGAAUUGGACGGAACGUUUAAACACACGCUGCAAAUUGAAAACAUCGUGGUCAAGGCAGACAUCACGUGUCACUCAAAAAGUAGAAGAAACAAGAAGAAAAAGAUUCCGCUUUGCACUGGCGAAGAAGUCGAUAUGGAUUUGUCACCUAUGGAUGAGUCGCCCGUGCUCUGGAUCCGCCUUGAUCCAGAAAUGACUAACCUCCGGUCAGUGCACAUCGAGCAGCCUGAUUUCCAGUGGCAAUUUCAGUUGCGUCACGAGCGAGAUGUCACCGCCCAGCUUGAAGCCAUCGACGCCCUGCAACGGUACGCGUCACCAGCAACACGUCUCGCCCUAACGGACACCAUCGAAAAUGAGCAGGUGUUCUUUGAAGUGCGCUGCAAAGCAGCUGACUGUCUGACAAAGGUGGCCAAUGCCAUGGUAACGUCCUGGCAGGGUCCUCCAGCCAUGUUGACCAUCUUCAAGAAAUUCUUCGGUUCAUUCAGCGCACCGCACAUCAUUCGGCAGAAUAAUUUUACCAACUUUCAGCACUAUUUCCUGCAGAAAACCAUUCCAGUAGCGAUGGCCGGCCUAAGGACAGCCCAUGGUAUAUGUCCCCCGGAAGUGAUCCGCUUCUUGUUGGAUUUGUUUAAGUACAAUGAUAAUACGAAAAAUCACUACUCGGAUAAUUACUAUCGGGCGGCACUGGUGGAAGCGCUGGGCAACUCUAUAACCCCGGUGAUAUCCGUUGUCCAUCAAGGCAUGACAUUGACGUCAGAGAACUUAUCGGCGGAUUCCAAGUUGGUCUUGGAGGAAGUCACGCGGAUACUAAACCUCGAGAAGCAUCUCCCAUCGUACAAAUACACGGUAUCAAUAGCGUGCCUAAAAGUGAUUCGUAAGCUACAGAAAUGCGGCCAUCUGCCGACAAAUCCAAAAAUCUACCGCAGCUAUGCAGCGUACGGUCAGUACAUCGAUGUACGGGUUGCCGCCAUGGAAUGCUUGGUUGAUUUCGUGAAGAUCGACGGUCGCUGGGAAGACCUAGAACAUUUGAUCGAUAUGCUGGAGACAGAUCCAGAUCCGAUGGCACGGCAUAAGCUUGGUCGGUUGUUGAUUGAGAAUCUACCAUUUGACAAGGGCAAUAAGCAUAGGCUGGAUCGGGAGGAGCUGGCACUUAGGAUUUGGAACAAUAUGAAUGGACUUCUCUCGCACGAUACCCGAUUACGCUGCGAUAUGGUGGAUUUGUAUUACACCUUAUACAACACGCGGGUUCCAAAUUGUCUGCCAAACCCGGAGCUAGCGUCAAUUCUGAGACCCCAGAAGCUCGCCUCCUCAUUCGCAGCAGUUGCCGAUAAGGAGCCGGACCCACCAGAACCAACCGAAAUUCAGCUUGAUACAUUCUCCAGCAAACGAGCUCGUUCAUCGAGUCCGCUGGAUAUAAAACCUCUGGAUUUGAUCGACAUUGGACCAACGGAACUGCUAACAGUGAAAAGCCGCGAAGCUUCACCCCUCCUGCCGGAAGAAAUCCGCGAGGACAUAAUCGUAGAAACGAUCGAAUCCAGCAUUAAAACCGAAAUUGUAGUAAUGGAGAAAUCGAUUCUCAAGGAGGAAAUUGUUGAUCUUGAUGAUAACAACUCGGUGACGGUGGUUGAUUCUGCGCCACCGCCGACAAAGAAGCCCAAAACUGAGUUCUAUUCGGACAAUUCAAUUUCUCUGCCGGGUUUAACGCCCGGCAGUAGCGCAGUAACCGGACCCACCGGGUUCGAGCCGGGCAUGUUUAGCAAAUCUGCGGAAAUGUUACCGGCGGUUGCAUCCGAGGCGAGCGUGAGUGGUAAAUCGGAUGGAAGCAAGAAAAAGAAAAAGAAGGAGAAAAAGAAGCACAAACAUAAGCAUAAGCACAAGCAUAAUAAGGACAAAGAUAAGGAGCGCGAUCGGGACAAGGAUCGCGAGAAGAGUAAGGAGAAAAAAGACCCAAACAUUGUACGGUUGGUCAAGGAGGAUACGCAAGAAACGCUCAGCUCGGGAGAUAGUUCUAGUAGGGAUAGCAAUCCAACAACAUUGGAUCUAACAUUGUAAGAUGAAUACACUAUCAAAAAUUAUGAAAACAAAUAUGGAUGUCUAAUAGAGUGUAGUAAAUGUUUAAAUUAAAACUUGUUCUGGAUUUCUACAGAAA
Molecule: messenger RNA, 3996 nt
Organism: Armigeres subalbatus
Lineage: Eukaryota; Metazoa; Arthropoda; Insecta; Diptera; Culicidae
Gene: Taf2
Product: transcription initiation factor TFIID subunit 2
Exons: 7
Coding region: 138-3899 (1253 amino acids)
Biological process (GO): transcription initiation at RNA polymerase II promoter
Cellular component (GO): transcription factor TFIID complex
Molecular function (GO): metallopeptidase activity; RNA polymerase II general transcription initiation factor activity; zinc ion binding
Source: RefSeq, a predicted model, not a curated record